AUGGUGGCGGAGGAGAUUGUGGUCUCCCUCUCAGGAGGAGCCCCGUGGGGCUUCAGGCUACAGGGAGGAGCAGAGCAGCAAAAGCCUCUACAGGUGGCCAAGGUAAGGAGGCGCAGCAAAGCCUGCAGAGCUGGACUGAAGGAGCAUGAUGAGCUGGUUGCAAUAGGUGACCAAAUGUGUGCAGAGCUCAGUCAUGCUCAGGCCAUGAGCCUCAUAGACGUACAGAGUGCUACACUCACCCUGAGGGUUAAAAGGGCCCCCUCUGGAUUCCACUCCUCAUCUUACUCUGGUCGCUCUGCAUCGCCCCGCUCCUCCAUGAGGGUCCUGUCACCCCCUAUGGCCUCGUUGCCUUCCCACUGUCCCUCUGUCCUCUCCCCCAAUGGGAUACCCAAAGGCAUCACUUCCCCUCCAGACAGCGAGGCCUACUACGGAGAAACAGACAGUGAUGCAGACACACAGUCACACACUCACCGCCGCCAACGCCGCACACCUCCUCAUGCACGCUCACCUGCUCGCUAUGACAACCAAGAAGAGGAGGAGACCUCAGAGAUGAGCGGGUACGAGAGUGCCACAGAUGCAGGGGUUUCCCUGCAGGGUCCGUGGGAUGGUCAGUGUCUUGGUGGCGUCCCUCGCAGAGAGCUAAUCUACCAGCCCCUUCAGACAGAGUGGACCACUCCAGCACACACCCCGCACACUCUGACUCCUCACACACUCACCCCGACCCCCGAUCAGGGGUUGGUGGAAGCGGAGGGAGAAGGUGACAGUGGCUUCCAGGAGGCGGGGGGCUGCGUUGGGCUGACCUGUGCUCCCCUGGUGUCUCCUGAACGGGCGAAAGAGGCUCUGAUGUUGGGCUCUAGUACACAACUGGUGCCCAUGGUGGGACCACAGCAAACCCCCGUCAGUGAUGAGCUCUCCACAACCUACAUGGACAAAGCACGGCAAGCCAAGUUACAGCGUGGGGAGAGUUUGGUAGAGAAACAGGUGAAAGAAGCUCGCACUAAAUGCCGCUCUAUUGCCUCACUGCUGACUGAUGCUCCCAACCCCAACUCGAAAGGGGUGCUUAUGUUCAAGAAGCGACGGCAGAGGGCCAAGAAGUACACACUGACCUGCUUCGGCAAAGCUGAGGGUGACAGAGGAGGUGAGACAGAGGGAGAGACAGGAGGAGAGACAGAGGAGGAAGGAGGAAGUUCCAUCUUAAGUGGCUCAGAAGUUGACGAGGAGGGAUUCUCUGCAUCAUUUGACCCCACGUGGGAUACUGGUUAUCUAGACCUGUUGGACAGGAGAAGCUCUGCCUGCCCAUCAACCACACCAACUACUCCCACAACACCAAUAACCAAUCACAUCCCAGGGCUGGACCUCUCAGCCUAUCAGACCCCAGGACUUGUGAGCCCUGUCAAUCAAAGCCCCGGGUUGGAGGUCUCAGGGCUGGAGAGCUCAGCCCGUCAGGGUUCAAGGGUGGAGAGCAGCAUCACGAAGCAGCUGAUCACUAACCACCCUGCACACAUGUCUCCUCCAGCUGUGGCUCUGACCAAUGGGGGAUCAGUAGCUGUUAGUCGGGCUAGUGUUGUUCUGAGCCCACCCUCUCAGACACCACUUUCAAGUCAAAAUGGGCAGCAUGACAACUCUAAUCCUAGUCUGAACCCUAAUCUUAGUCCUGGCUCGGUCACAGACUUAGACCAUCACCUGAACACCAGCUUCAGUCCUAAUACAGGUGUUCUGAACCGUACUGCACGCCCCUUCACCCCUGGCCCCACCCCUCCUCGCACAUCUGUGACCUCUGUGAUGUUUCGCCCUCCCCAGCCCAAACCCACAGCCGUGACCAUGACGACCAAACCCGUGCCAGCCGUCUCCAUGGUGACUAUACCACCUACUCGCCAUCAAUCAGGGCCAGAUGCGAGGAGAGCGGUGUCUAGCACCUCUCUGUACAUCCCUCCAAGAAAUAACAACAGCAACACUCAUCAGUCUGUUAACUCCCCUCCCUCUGCUCUCUCGCCUCCUUCCUCUCUGUCUUCUGCACCUUUCUCCCAGUCUCCUGCAAACCCACACACGUUUUCUCCUCAGCCUGCGGUAUAUGCUUCGCUCUCCACCCCUUUCUCUCCCUCUGCAGCUCAAGCUCCCCCAGUCUGUCCAUCACCUGCUCAACCCUUCUCCCCUCUGGCUCCACAGCCAUUUCCCUCUCCACUUGCUCCUACUUACCCACCUCCCUCCACUUGCAUUUCUGCUCCUCCCAUUUCCCCACCAUAUCCCCCUGAUCUGACUCAGGUUUCCUUCCAUGCCCAGUCCACUCACCCUCCUCCUCCCAUCCAGCCUUCUCCAUCUCCAUCUGUCCACCCUUACAUCAAUAUGACAGGUGCAAUGACUCCCAGCCCUGAUGCUGCCAUGGCAACUGCAUCAGCACCCCAGGCUCCUGCCCCUGAUUCACUUGAGACGCGUGAGCAGCGCAUCUCUGUCCCUGCCGCUCGCACCGGCAUCCUGCAGGAUGCCCGUCGUCGCAGCAACAAGAAGCCAAUGUUCUGUGCAGUCCAGAACAAAGAUGUUUCUCCAAACCCGGACUUGCUGUCGAUGGUCCAGAACAUGGAUGACCGCUUUGGGAGAGUCCCGGGUGCUGAAUCUGGAGCUGCACCCACUGGGGAGGCUGGGCACGAGUCAGGGCCUGAGGAGGACUGGCUGAGGCUGGGGGCAGAGGCCUGCAACUUCAUGCAGGCUCAGCGAGGAACGAGGCCACCUCCUGUAGCCCCAAAACCGCAAGCCCCUCAGGUGCCACAGCUGGCCGGGAAGGGAGGUCAGCUGUUUGCCCGCAGACAAAACAGGAUGGAUCGGUAUGUUGUGGAGCGAUCUCCCUCUGUUGCUGCAGCACCUUACUCUCCUGCUCAGACAAGGGAGCCCUCACCCACACCUUCUCUUCCUGCCACCUGGAAGUACUCCUCCAACAUCCGUGCUCCACCUCCCAUCAGCUACAACCCCCUCCUCUCCCCCUCCUGCCCUCUGAAGGCCCAGAAGAAGCCUGAGGUGAAAAAAUCUGGGCCAGCUGGAUCUAAAGGGCAGAAAGCAGGUAUCAAACCUGUGGACAUUAUGAGCCACCAGCCCUACCAGCUCAACUCCUCUCUGUUCAGCUAUGGGGCCAGUGUUCCCCAAGACAAAUCCACCAAUCAGCACCAGCAGCGAGGAAUGACAGGUGGUGCUCAGAAAACAGCACGAGUUUAUGAAGUGAAGCGCUUCUCCACACCCCCUCCAACAGCAACAGGGCCUGCCCUCAAAGUCAUUGUUCCUCGCUCAGCUACGACACUUGGAGAACCGCUGUGGCGCUCUGAUGUCACGUCUCCUCCACCCACAGUUGGUCCCACUCCCUACCAACCAUAUCAGCCUCAACCUCAGUGGGCCACUGCUCCUCUGUCUCCCCCUGUGCCUCCUGCUCCUACUGCCCCACUGCCCCAGCUCCCCACCUUCUCCUCUGCUCCUGCUUCAAACCCAGUCCAGUCCCCUUCUUUCUCCCACCUUCAGCCCUCCAACACUGCGCAGGCAAACAGGGAGUUUAAGAGCACUCCAGACCUGAGUCCCCUGGGUCCUACUCUUGCCUCUCAGCCGGCAUCCAACAGCACUCAACCUACCAGGGUACCCCGGCCCAGGUUCAGCACUUCCAAUCUGGGUCUGCAGCCUUGCGUCUGGCGCCCUGGAUCCACUAUGCACUGAACAGAUUCUGGUCUGGACACAAGAAACCAGGGCUCUGUGGGAACAGGGAGACACAUUUUUUUUAAAAAAUAGGCCCAUGUGUUUUUAGUGUUUUAAUAUUGUUAUUCAAGGCCACAUUUUAUCACAAGGUCUGUUUGGAUCGGCCACACAUGUAGCACAUUUUAUCACAAUAUUUAUUCCUACUGACUCUUUUAUCCAGUGCAUCUGGUUAUAGUUAAAAGGAACACUGUGUUUUGCAAAGGAAAUGUGAUGUGGAAACCCGAGAGAGGUUAAAACUGCAGACUGAAAGGACAGGAAGAGAUGCUGGGAGAAACGGAAAAUAAAUUUCUGUAAAUAUUGUGUUGAAUGAUUUAUGAAUUAGGUUAAGAACAUAAAAAAGAACAGAGGAUGUGAAAUGACAAGAAUGUUUUAAGAGAGAUGUAGUCAGGGACCGUGGAAAGGAUGAAAAGGCACUGAUGAGGUGACAUUAUAGGAACAAUGUCUGAGGAGGUGUAAAAGGUACAGAUGUGACUAAUACCUUCACAAUCUGUAAACAUCCUGCAGUACCUGUUGCUAUACAAAUAUAUCAUAUCAGAAAAUCUGAAAUACUAACAUAUUUUUAGUAGCUACUAUAACUGUAAUUCCCCUUCUGUAAUAUAUAUUAGGGAUUUGUGUGUGAUGAUGAUUCUGAGUGUGUUUUUUUUUAGUUGCACUCAGCAGCAGUGUGUGCUUUGUUUUCUGUAGUUUUUCAUAGGGCGAGGGGCACAGCUGUCACGAAGAGGGGAAAAGCCUUUUACCGUAGACUUGAUUUCUGAUCUGCUGAUAUGGAACAAGAGAGCUAUAACGUGUCUGUUUAGCUGUGAUUCUUUUACACAGAGACAUGCAGCGGAAUAAAAAUAGACAUGACUCAC
This is a messenger RNA of Toxotes jaculatrix (banded archerfish), 4580 nucleotides long. RefSeq names its product synaptopodin 2-like b (gene synpo2lb). Lineage: Eukaryota; Metazoa; Chordata; Actinopteri; Toxotidae. Bases 1 to 3690 code for a protein of 1229 amino acids. The record is from RefSeq and is a predicted model, not a curated record. Gene Ontology annotation, molecular function: actin binding. Gene Ontology annotation, biological process: positive regulation of actin filament bundle assembly. Gene Ontology annotation, cellular component: actin cytoskeleton; Z disc; nucleus. The transcript is spliced from 5 exons.